GGAGCACUGACUUGUACAUCAGUUGGCCAUUGCAAAUUUUUGUUCAUUGCAUCUUUGAAUGAAGUGCUUUUUCAGCCACUCGGUGUCUUCUUCGAGAAGGGUUGCGACUAUCACUUAGCGAUCUGUAUUCUGCUCACCAUUCUCGGAUAUAUUCCUGGCAUUAUAUACGCCUGUUACGUUAUUCUCGCCUAUUAG
Haemonchus placei is the source of this 195-nucleotide messenger RNA. Lineage: Eukaryota; Metazoa; Nematoda; Chromadorea; Rhabditida; Trichostrongylidae. The record is from the annotation of a GenBank genome assembly.